Molecule: messenger RNA, 859 nt
Organism: Meleagris gallopavo (turkey)
Lineage: Eukaryota; Metazoa; Chordata; Aves; Galliformes; Phasianidae
Gene: SDHC
Product: succinate dehydrogenase complex subunit C
Biological process (GO): mitochondrial electron transport, succinate to ubiquinone; tricarboxylic acid cycle
Cellular component (GO): respiratory chain complex II (succinate dehydrogenase); membrane
Molecular function (GO): electron transfer activity
Source: RefSeq, a predicted model, not a curated record
GAGGGGCGGGGCGAGGCGCGGGGAGGGAGCGGAAGUGCGUCACGGGCACUUCCGGUAAGCGCAGCGCUUCAAGAUGGCGGCGCUGGCGUUGAGAUGCGUCACCCGGCGCUGCCUCCUGGCCCGGCUCAGCCCCGGCCCCUCCGUGCACCACCUUGUCCCCAUGGCCACCACAGCCAAGGAGGAGAUGGCUCAUUUCUGGGAGAAAAACACCAGAUCCAGCCGGCCUUUGUCCCCUCACAUCUCCAUCUACAAGUGGUCGCUGCCCAUGGCCAUGUCCAUCACGCACCGCGGCACCGGCGUUGCUCUCAGCUUAGGUGUUUCUCUCUUCAGUCUGGCUGCUCUGCUGCUCCCAGAGCAGUUCCCUCACUACGUGGCCGUGGUAAAAUCCCUCAGCCUUGGCCCUGCUCUCAUCUACUCUGCUAAAUUCGCCCUGGUUUUUCCCCUCUCCUACCACACUUGGAAUGGAAUCCGGCACCUGGUGUGGGAUAUGGGGAAGGGCUUCAAGCUCACCGAGGUGCAGCAGUCGGGGGUUCUGGUGCUGAUUCUGACUCUGCUCUCCUCCGCGGGCAUCGCAGCGAUGUAACGCAGCUCCCCCCCAUUCACCACAUCCCAAAUGAUGGCAGAUUGGUUCCAUCCCAGCCCUCCUGGGGAUGGACAGACAGAAAGAGGGGGGGGCGGAGGGCAGCAUUUCCCCCCCCCCUCCCCAAUCUUAUGGGUGGGCAGAGGCUCAGCCCUGCUCUGCUCUGCGCACACGGCUGUGAUUCAGCCGCACUCUGGGCGCCGUGCCGGGGGGUUUCUUCCCCUUUGGGACAUUCUUUGCAGCGCAGCCCUUUGCAAUAAAGCAGCUUUGAUCCUUCUG